AUGGCAACGGGAUAUAAUGCCAUCGAAGAUUAUGGUAUAAUCGGGGAUAUGCACACCUGUGCAUUGAUCAGCAAAGCUGGUAGCUUGGAUUUUAUGUGCUGGCCUGUUUUCGAUUCGCCCACGGUCUUUUGUCGUCUCCUCGAUGCCAAAAAGGGAGGGUAUUUCAGCAUCGCCCCGACUCAGGCCGUUCAAGAUAUCCUCAGCAAGCAGAGGUACUUGCCGUACUCCAAUCUCCUAGAAACACGAUGGACCAACGAUGACGGGGUUGUAACAAUGCUGGAUUAUUUCCCUGUUUCCCCUAAGAAGACGGCUCAGUCAGGUCGAAUCUUGUCUGGAUAUUGUCCAUGUAACGAACAUGGCGUCAACCGCUUCAAGUCUGACCUGCGGCACUCCGGUUUGAUCAGGAAAAUUGAAUGUAGCCGGGGAUUUAUGGACCUACAGGUGGAACUAUUUCCAGCUUUUAAUUAUGCCCGUGACCCGCAUACAACUCGUGCAAGACUCUCCAAUGAUCUUGGCAAGCACCGCUUGCAAACCAUUCAUUUUGAAAGCGAUACGGAAAGACUUCAGGUGGAACUCUUUGCCGACUCUAAAGAACCUGACAAAACGGGGUUCCCCCAAGGCCGAUUAAGCAUGGAGGAGAAACCAGGUCUUAAAGGACGGGGGCUUGUGGCCUGGCUCCGAUUGACAGAGGGCCAAACUGUCACCUUUGUCAUACACAGUCCUGAAAAGGCAAUGCCCAGUGAGGCCACUGUGGCAGCUCAUUUGAAUAGGAUGGAAGAAGAAACGUUUGAUUACUGGACAGACUGGACCCGGAAAUGCGCGUUCCGCGGUCACUAUCGAGAGACCGUCGAGAGGAGUCUUCUUAUUCUAAAACUACUGACCUACAAACCAACAGGCGCUAUAGUUGCCUCUCCCACGUUUUCUCUUCCGGAGAAUGUCGGUGGUAACCGCAAUUGGGAUUACCGUUACUCCUGGGUCCGGGAUACCGCUUUCACUCUUUACGUCUUCCUCAAAAUGGGCUACAGUCAAGAGGCCGAGGCCUACGUCAAUUUCAUUUUCGACCGCAUCUUCCCGCAUGCCCAGCAAGAGGCCAAGGUGGGCUCAAAACGGCCAUUCCUCCCUCUCAUGUUUACCAUCAGAGGUGACUAUGAGAUCCCAGAAAUGGAGCUGGAUCAUCUCGAUGGGUACAAAGGAAGCAAGCCUGUCCGAGUAGGCAACGCGGCAGUCUUCCACACCCAGCUAGAUAUUUACGGUGAGCUUCUGGACAGCAUUUAUCUGUACAACAAGCAUGGGAACCCCAUUUCGUACGACCAAUGGCUGUCUAUUCGACGCAUGGUGAACUAUGUGAUCGAAGUACGACAUGAAAAAGACAUGUCUAUCUGGGAGUCCCGUGGCCAGAUUCAAAAUUUCCUGUACUCCAAGAUCAUGCUCUGGGUUGCCUUGGAUCGCGGUAUCCGUCUUGCAGAGAAGCGUGCGAGUCUGCCGUGUCCGGAUCGUUUCAAAUGGAUCCAGGUUCGCGACGAACUAUACGAUGAAAUCAUGGAUAAGGGGUAUAAUGCGGAACGAGGACAUUUCUCCCAGAGCUUCGAGAGCCGCGAAGUCCUGGACGCAGCAAUUAUGAUUGCACCGUUGGUUUUCUUCAUUGCGCCCAACGAUCCUCGAUUCAUCAGCACAUUGGAGAAGAUUCUUCAAGGGCCAGACAAGGAGGGUUUGUCCAGUGCGAAAAUGGUGUUUCGGUAUGAUCACGAUAAGGCCAACGAUGGCGUGGGUGGCCGCGAAGGCGCCUUUAUAAUGGUUACAUUCUGGCUCGUCGAAGCCAUGGCUCGUGCCGCAAAAUACGACGUCCCCAUUCCAAACCUAUGGAAACUCGCCCUCGCCCACUUCGAUAACAUCCUAUCUUACUCCAACCAUCUGGGCAUGUUCUCCGAGGAGGUAUCCGUCUCCGGUGAACAGAUGGGUAACACACCCCAGGCAUUUAGUCACCUGGCCUGUAUCAGUGCUGCCAUUAAUUUGGAGAAAUUAGGCCGGGAAGAGGACUGA
Molecule: messenger RNA, 2040 nt
Organism: Aspergillus wentii DTO 134E9
Lineage: Eukaryota; Fungi; Ascomycota; Eurotiomycetes; Eurotiales; Aspergillaceae
Product: glycoside hydrolase family 15 protein
Exons: 3
Coding region: 1-2040 (679 amino acids)
Biological process (GO): carbohydrate metabolic process
Molecular function (GO): hydrolase activity, hydrolyzing O-glycosyl compounds
Source: RefSeq, a predicted model, not a curated record